Messenger RNA from Trypanosoma rangeli, 705 nucleotides. RefSeq lists its product as uncharacterized. NCBI's taxonomy places the organism in Eukaryota, Euglenozoa, Kinetoplastea, Trypanosomatida, Trypanosomatidae. Bases 1 to 705 code for a protein of 234 amino acids. The transcript has a single exon. The record is from RefSeq and is a predicted model, not a curated record.
AUGACGUCGGGCGACGUGGGUGGUGGUGGCGGUGUGCGUGAGCUCGGCACCGUGACGGCAGGUAUGGCCAUGAUGAACUUUGAUGAAAAGACGCGGCCGUACACGCGUGCCGACUUUUUGAACUUUCUGCAGAACUACGAGAAUAAUUUGAGCCUGUCGGAGAUUCGCCUCAUUGAAAAGGGUAUGCUUGGCACCUUUGUGGGGAUGCCGCUUGGAUUCUUUCUCGGAUACAAGCUCAGUUCACGUCUUGCCUGGCACCGCAUCGUUCGUGUAUUUGCCACGAUCGACGGCAAGGAAGCUGCAGGCAAGCCGUCGUGGAUAGUGCGCAACAUCCCACGCAUCGGAAAGACGCUGUUUGGCCUGACAGCGGCGACGAUUCCGUACAUGGUGGCGCAGCAGUGGUUUAUCUCACGGGUGCUGGAGCUUGACGAGCACGAGAGCAACCUAUCUUUUCACGUGCGGCGCCUCAUGAUCACGCAGCGCAGCGGGAUGAUGUUCAAACGUACAGCCACGCGCGAGGUGACGCGCGAGGAGCAGGAGCAACUUCUGCAAAAUGCUACCGAGCAAAUGGAGGAGAACCGUAUGGGUCGUAGGGGUGGUGCACCCGCAGGGACGAUGGACGUCAAUCUGCGCCUAGGGCAGCAGGUGAUGACGCCCGUGGCGCAAAGCGGCUAUAAGCCCAUGCCGGGCCAGUCAUCGUCGUGA